AUGGCGCGUUUCCAAAUUUCACAAACUCCUGGGUUCACUAUUUACCCAUUUUUCACAUCGAUUCUAGAGGUAUUUCUUUUAUGUAUCGCAGGUUACAUACUCGCCUGGCGCCGUAUCAUUGACAAGCCCACUCAACGCGUGAUCAAUCAUAUCAACAUCUCCCUGUUCACGCCUGCCUUGUUGUUCUCCAAAGUCGCAUUCUUCCUAAGUCCAGCAAAACUCAAGGAACUAUGGGUUAUUCCAAUUUUCUUUAUGGUGGUCACGGUUUUCUCUGCGCUCGUGGCCAGAGUCCUUUCGAGGAUCUUUGGACUGAAGAGAUCUCAUCGUAACUUCGCUAUGGCCGCUUCGAUGUUCAUGAAUUCAAACUCACUACCCAUCGCUCUGAUGCAGAGCCUCGUGAUUACUGUAGAUGGCCUUAAAUGGACCUCAGACGACAACACGGACGCCAUGUUGGGUCGUGCACUCACGUACCUCGUACUGUAUAGCACUCUUGGGAUGAUGCUUCGCUGGAGCUACGGCGUGCGUUUGCUUGCCUCUGCAGAUACUCCGCCUACACCAACCUCUCCCCGUUCGCCCCUACUUGCGGCUGUGCCAUAUGAUCCCGAAGGAGCCCAAUACGCUGAUAAUGCAUCCUUAUCAGAUGAGACGACGCUUAGCGAGCAUCAUUCAUCCAGGUUCCAGCCCACGAGUCCUUCUCAUCACUGGCAAACUCAGGUGCAUCCCACAAGCCCUUCACAUCACUGGCAAACCCAAGCUCCUAGCCAAGCCGUAUUCGUGACUUCGCCUCUCGGUGACACAGAUGACAAUGAUCAAGAUACAACGUGUAAGAUUCCUACCUUCAUCCAAGAGCCUGCAGGCCAUAUCCAUGGACAGCUACGUCCGCACCCCUUGCCAUCGCACCUUCACCUGUCGCCAUCUCGCGUACCCCAACGGUCGUCUUCACUUUCGCAUUCACGCUCCCCACACUCCCCGCACCCAUCACGGAACACAGCUAUAUAUCAUUCAUUCCCAAAUUCACCUGUGCGGGAAGAUGCACCUUUGGCCUCGGACAGCGUCACACCCGCAGACUCAGAGGAUGGAAUAGAAGACGGGGCAGAAGUUACGAGUGAAAAUUUCCGACAUCGUCGACACCGCACUGGUCUCCAACACGUCUGGAAGUCCACCAGAAAUGCAUGGCGCCAUGUCAACGCGUUCAUGACAAUGCCUCUAUGGGCUUCCCUACUUAGUCUCGUCGUCGCGUGUACUCCGCCGCUCCAGUCUGCGCUUGAACGCAUGGAACCGGUAAAAGGCGCGCUUGGUGCUGCAGGCAGCUGCAGUAUACCACUGACGCUUGUGGUGCUUGGGGCAUACUUCUACUCCGAACCUCCCGAGGAUGACAUGCAAAAUGAAGAUCUGACGGACUGCGAGACAGAUGAGACAAGGCAGGACCUCGGGCACAACAAAUCUCGUACCUCACUGCUCAGUACCCUUCAGGAGAUGCUUGCAGUUAAACGUGUACAGCAGCCGCAGCUCCAGACGCUUGGGGAAGGCAAGACGGUGUUCGUGGCAGUGCUUGCAAGGAUGGUAGUCGUCCCAGCUGUGAUGCUUCCUGUGUUGGCGAUUCUUGCUCAGCUUGAUAUCCAUGAUGUCUUUGCGGACCCCGUGUUCGUGGUGUCAAAUGUACUCUUGAUAGCAAGUCCACCGGCUCUGACGCUCGCGCAGAUAACGCAAGCAGCCUCGAACGACUCCUUUGAGAGGCUAAUAUCACGGACAGUUUUCUGGUCGUAUUGCAUCCUGACCCCACCAAGCACAAUUUUAGUUGUGGUUCUGGGGUUAUUGAUCACAAAGUUGUGA
This is a messenger RNA of Suillus discolor, 1833 nucleotides long. Its product is annotated as membrane transport protein-domain-containing protein. Lineage: Eukaryota; Fungi; Basidiomycota; Agaricomycetes; Boletales; Suillaceae. Gene Ontology annotation, biological process: transmembrane transport. The transcript has 8 exons. The coding region runs from base 1 to 1833 and encodes 610 amino acids. Gene Ontology annotation, cellular component: endoplasmic reticulum; membrane. The record is from RefSeq and is a predicted model, not a curated record.